Molecule: messenger RNA, 984 nt
Organism: Paramecium tetraurelia
Lineage: Eukaryota; Ciliophora; Oligohymenophorea; Peniculida; Parameciidae
Exons: 3
Biological process (GO): protein phosphorylation
Cellular component (GO): cytosol; protein kinase CK2 complex; nucleus
Molecular function (GO): protein serine/threonine kinase activity; ATP binding
Source: RefSeq, a predicted model, not a curated record
AUGAAAUCCAUUUUAACACAAGCAUCGAAAAUUCCAAAAUAUUAUGCAGAUUUUAAUACUCUUUAGCCUAAGCAUUAUUGGGAUUAUGAAAAUUAUAAGACUUAAUUUGGACAUCAAGAUGACUAUGAAAUAUAUGAAAAGAUAGGUUAAGGAAGAUAUUCAGAAGUAUUUAAAGGAGUUUCAAUUAGAACUCAUCAGAAUGUCAUAAUCAAGGUGUUAAAGCCGAAUUUGCCUGAGAAAAUAAAUAGAGAAAUAUUGGCUCUCAAAAAUUUACAUAAACAUCCAUUAAUAACAGAAUUAUUAGAUGUGGUAUAAGAUUACAGCAGCUUAAGACAAUCUCUAAUUUUUAAAUAAGAAGAAUGUAUCAAUUUGAAGGAUAUUCGCUAUUAUGAUUCUUUGAAACCAAUAAAGUUUUUGAUAAAAUGUGUUCUAGAAGCUUUAGAUUACUCUCAUUCAAAAGGAAUUUUCCAUCGCGAUAUCAAACCACAUAAUAUAUUAACAAAUCCUUCAUUUUCUAAUUUUAAAUUAUUGGAUUGGGGAUUGGCAGAAUUUUAUCACCCUAAUAAAGAAUAUAAUACAAGAGUGGCAUCAAGGUAUUUUAAGUCUCCAGAGAUAUUGCUUGAUGUUAGAUAAUAUCAUCAUUCAAUAGAUUCUUGGGGAGUUGGUUGUUUGAUGGCGGGUAUGAUAUUUUAGAAAGAACCUUUUUUUGCAGGAUCGAGCAAUGACGACCAAUUAUUAAAGAUUAUUAAUGUAUUAGGAUCUGAUGUUUUGUAUGAGUAUUUGAGUAAGUGGAAAAUCAACAUGCCUCCAAGGUAUAAGAGUAUUCCUUAUUCAUCCCCAAAGAGAUUUGAAUUUUACAUUAACAAAGACAACGAAAGCCUUUGCACACCUGAAGCGAUAGACUUGUUGAAACAACUGCUCAUUUUUGAUCAUUAAGAAAGAAUGUUGCCUAAAGAUGCACUCUAGCAUCCUUUUUUUCAAUGA